Molecule: messenger RNA, 2503 nt
Organism: Gryllus bimaculatus (two-spotted cricket)
Lineage: Eukaryota; Metazoa; Arthropoda; Insecta; Orthoptera; Gryllidae
Source: the annotation of a GenBank genome assembly
AUGGUGAAGAGCAAACCCGGAGGUGGUGCGGGCGCCGGCCAGACGUCGAACAUGAGCGACGUCCUCAGGCCGAUCCCGUGGUCAGUUCCAAAGGAAAAUAGGCGAGGACCAGCCUUCCUCUUGACGCACUUGGCUGGCUUUGGCGUGACAGGCGGAGCCCACCGACUCUGGACGCAUCGCUCCUAUAAGGCCAAACUGCCUCUACGUAUCAUCAUGAUGAUUGGGCACGGUCUAGCUGGCAUGGAAGAGCUAUUGGUGUCUGUUGAUGCACAUCGAUGGAUGGCGAACCGAUACAUCAACCCAGCUGACAAUAGGUUCGUGUCCUUCAUGUGCAUGGGCGAAGGCUGGCACAACUACCACCAUGUUUUCCCCUGGGACUACAAAGCGUCGGAGUACGGCCACCUCAACACCACCAUGCACAUCAUCAAGCUGUUCGAGCGCAUUGGUUGGGCGUACGACCUGAAGACGGCGCCCUCGUCGCUGGUGCGGCGGGUGGCGACGCGCUACGGCGACGGCUCGCACCCGGAAUGGGCGGCCUACGCGCCCGAGAUCCCCGAGGAGGCCGCCAAAGACCACUCCGUGGUUGACAGGCUUCUGCCCCCGCUGCACGCCGCCGACGGCGACAAAAAGGCGGCCUAGAGCGCUGGGGCCGGCAGGGGGCCAGACGGGGCCCAAGGGCUCUCUCAAAUGAUACAUUUCUAUUGCAUCGGGGAGAGGGGGUUAAAGUACUUAUUGUCCGAUUUCAACAUAGGGACUUCUGACAGAUCAUCAGCUGGACGCGAUUAUUCAAUCAGGAGCUUUGUUACGUCUUUAAUUUUUGGUAUUCAAGACCCCGAUUGGAUAACUGCGUUACAGCUGAUAAUCUCUCACAAGUUACUAUGAUUUAAAUCGGACAAUAGGGACCACCAAUUCUGAAGUUGGCACACCAAUCUUUCUCCCAUUAAUAUCUUGCAUUAUUUAGAUACAACCCCUAUCUUCCUAAAUCCCAUUGAAAUCUUGUGAAAUAGCACCAUUCAUCUAUAAAAGCGUUCUAUCGUCAUUUCCACUCAUUCAUUUAAUCACUUAUCACCGCAAUCGUCUUUCUUCACCAACGCUUUUGUCUGAUUUUUCGCCAGAACAUUUUUUUUUUCAUUUUCCAUUUUCGAACAUUAAGUACGUCUCGGGCACCACAAGAUCUAGCCAGGUCUCUGUAGGCAUAAAAUGGGCUUCGUGAUGUACAGCGUUUGAGACCAAAGAUAAACUAUAUUUUUGUAAAUGUCUCCCCAUGUAAUGGGACUGCCAAAUGAAAAAUUAAAAAUAUGGCAUUUCUUAUUUGUCCUUUAAGUUCCCGUCACUGAAUUUAUUUAGGACAUGGAUGGAUCCAGAAAGUAUUUCAGAGGUUGGCAACGGCAGCCUACCCGUGAAAUAGUGAAAAACGAAAUAAAAAUAAUAUUAAAAAUGUUAGCUUGAAAGAUCCCUUUAAGGGUUAGGUAAUCUUUUCUACUGAAAAAAUCCAUUUGUACUCCAACGCUGUAUUUUGUAUUUCUUCUAUUCCUUACAUCUGAAAUUUACUUGCAUUUUUGACACAAGAGUUAUUUCAUCCGGACAUAAUAUUUCACAUUAUUUUGGGGUAACUGAUAAUUGGUUUUGAAGGCGUUACUUUUGAAAUAAUGAGAUUUGUUGAAAGGUAUCACAAAAAUCAAUAAACAUUUGUUUGAGAUGUAGCGUUGUAUCAACUUAUCUACUUGACACUCUACGUUAAUUUCUUGCAAUAUAAUAACAUGCCAUGUUUCCAUAUCUAUAUUUUUGUAAACUAUAGUGAUAGAAUCAUGUACAAAAAUAUAUUUUUAAGAAAUUACAUAAGAAUUGAAAAAAAUUAAAGGUAUCAGGGAAUAAAGAGAAUGUCAUACUGUAUAUUCAAUAAUCGUGCAUUUCAAUAAUUAUGAUGUAUCGAUUUGUCUUCUGCACUAUCAUUAAAUAUUAUAAUUGAUUUUAAUACUUAAUGCAACCAUUUGGCAGUGGAUCGGGAUCUUAAAUUUUCACGAAUGUGAAGGAAUAAAAUAAAAGACUUUUGAAGAUUAUAAUUAAUUUCUGAAUGCGAACUCUAUUAACCAAAAAACCUCUGAUAGAAUAAGACAUUGGAAUUUUUUGCCGUUGCAUUACAUUUGAAAUUUCUGGAAUAAAAUUAUUAUGAUUCACGAAGUACGAGUAUACACAACUAAGAGGCUUAAAAGUCCUUUGCAAAUACCAAACAAGUGUUAAUAACAUUUGUACACCAGUUUCUAUUUGAGGUCGGGGAAUGUUAAUGGGUGAGAGAGGCCGGAUCAACGAUAAUGAUCAAUUACUAGUUAUAAUAAUUAUAAUUUAUUGUUACUAAUAUUGUUACUUCAAGUUGCAUUAAAAUGUGUAAUAUCUUGCUGUUACUGUAUACCACAGCAUGAAUAUAUUUUAAUGUACAAGAAUAUAAAUAUAUGUACAAAAAUUGGUUAAUGUAAUUGUCUUAAAAAUAAAAAUAAAAUCAUAA